AUGGUGUUCCGGAGGCUCUGCUUCUCCAUAUCCAAAUACCACGCAAUCCCUUCACUCUCUCCCCUCAAAUUCACAGUCCCCUUUCCCAAUUCUCGAUCUCCGCCAAUCCAUCCGUCGAACUCCAAAACCCUAAAAUUAGGGUUUCGGAGACCCCUGCUGGCGAACCCGAACACCCCUGCUUCAUUCUACUCCACAAGCACCACAAUGGACGACGCCCCAACACCUUUGAUCCCGCACCCGGCUCACGCUGGCCGGGCCGAGGUUUUCCGGGCCCUCGAGGCCUCCCUGGGCACCUCAUUCAGCUCGGACCCCAUAGUCCCGAACCCUAGCCCCCUCAUCAUCGUCGUCAGCGGGCCCAGCGGCGUCGGGAAAGACUCCGUCAUCAACCGGCUGAGGGAAAUCCGACGGGACCUCCACUUCGUGGUCACGGCCACCAGCCGGCCCCAGAGACCCGGCGAAGUUGACGGGAAAGACUACUACUUCGUGACGAAAGACGAGUUCUUGAAAAUGAUCGAUAGGGAGGAGCUGUUGGAGUACGCGUUGGUGUACGGAGAGUACAAGGGAGUCCCGAAGCAGCAGAUUAGGGAUUAUAUGGCUAAAGGGUGUGAUAUUGUGUUGAGGGUGGACGUGCAGGGUGCAGAGAGUUUGAGGAGGGUUUUGAGGAGUAAUGCAGUUUUUGUGUUCUUGGUGGCAGAGAGUGAGGAGGCUUUGGUGAAAAGGUUGAUAGGUAGGAAAACGGAGACGAGCGAGGCUUUGCUGACGAGGGUUGCAUCGGCUAGGGAGGAGUUGAGGCAUCUCAAGGAGUUUGAUUAUGUGGUUGUGAAUGAAGAGGGCGGAAUGGAGAGUGCGGUUGGAUUGAUUGACUCCAUCAUUGAUGCUGAGAAGGCCAAAGUGAAUCAAAGGAGGGCUGCUGUUUAG
This is a messenger RNA of Striga hermonthica, 918 nucleotides long. NCBI's taxonomy places the organism in Eukaryota, Viridiplantae, Streptophyta, Magnoliopsida, Lamiales, Orobanchaceae. The record is from the annotation of a GenBank genome assembly.